Molecule: messenger RNA, 1587 nt
Organism: Phialemonium atrogriseum
Lineage: Eukaryota; Fungi; Ascomycota; Sordariomycetes; Cephalothecales; Cephalothecaceae
Product: maintenance of telomere capping protein 1
Exons: 2
Coding region: 1-1587 (528 amino acids)
Source: RefSeq, a predicted model, not a curated record
AUGGCGAGCAAACGAUCUAAAGCCGCCCCCACUGACGAUGAGUUUGGCGAUCUCUUCGAGGGGAUCGGGGAUGAGAAGACUGUUAAGAAGCCUCCCAAGUCCAAGGCCUCCGGCACUGCUGCCAAGGGGAAGAAGGACGAAACUGAGCAAGACAUCCUCGCGGAACUGGAGAACCAGCUUGUGGACGAGAAGCCGUCGCGACCCCAUACACCCCGCAUCAGAGAGACUGCUCCCAAGGGAUCUCCAGCCAAGCGAACCUCGACCAACACUCCGCCUCCCCAUGCUGACAGACUCUCCGAGGAGAGAUCUCUGAAUGUGGCACGUAAGUCCGGAGAGAGCACCCGAUCAUACCACGCCAGCUUCACUCCCAGUGCCACCAGCUCCGAGCUCCACGAGGCCGAGAAGAAAGGCAGCACCGAACAGGCCGCCGCGGCCUCGGGCGGUGGCGGCUGGUGGGGAAGCAUCCUCACUUCUGCCUCGGCUGCGAUGAAGCAGGCCGAAGCAGCAGUGAAGGAAAUCCAACACAACGAGGAGGCAAAGAGGUGGGCGGACCAGGUCCGCGGUAAUGUUGGCACCUUGAGAGGCUUUGGUGACGAGCUUCGACACCGCGCCCUCCCAACCUUCACGAACAUCCUGCACACCCUCGCUCCGCCGAUCGCCUCCCACGAGCGCCUCCUCAUCCACAUCACGCACGACAUCGUCGGCUAUCCGUCCCUCGACCCGCUCAUCUACAGCGUCUUCAACCGCGUCAUGGCGCAGGUCGAGGGCGGCGACCUCAUGGUCAUCCAGCGCGGCCACGAGUCCACCUUCCGCAGCCCGACGUCGGAGAAGCCGGCCGGAUCCUUCUUCUCGGGCACACAAUCCACCGCCGGCUGGCACGACGGGCCCUGGUGGCGCCAGGCCGACGUGCCGCGCGACCUCGGCCUCGUCAAGGGCCUGACCGAGGGCACCAAGUUGUGUCGCGCCAGCGCCGAGGCCUACGCCAACGACUACUUCGCCUCCCACGGCGGCAUCGAGGGCGCGCGCCACAGGGCCCUGGAGCCGUUCAGCGAGAGCAACCCCGUGCGCACCUCGGAUCUGUUCCUGGCCGUGCAGGCCGUGGGCGUGGACGUGGACGGGGCGCUAUUCGUGGGGAGCACCGUCGACGAGAAGGAGAAGGAGGCGUCGGCCGUGCUGGAGGGCGAGGACGCCGACGAGAUGGUCUGCUUCGCCAUCUACGUCCUGGACCCCGUCCACGAGAUCCAGUAUUCCGCUGUCAGCCAGUCCUUCCCCGCCAAGUGGAUCCGGUGGCUCGACGCCCCGGCCCCGCUGACGCCCGCGAGCGGAGACGAGGGUGACUUACCCGAGGAGGCGGACAGGGUCCCCGAGGAGAUAAGGGAGAUCGUCGACAGCGGCGGGGUUGACCCCCGUGAAUGGGUCGCCGAGUGGGUCGAGGAGGCGCUGAACUUGUCAGUGGGGGUUGUGGCGCAGAGAUAUGUUGCCCGUAGAAUGGGAGUCGGAGAGGGCGGCAUCGGGAAGGGGAAGCAGAAGGUCGAGGCCCUUGUCCAGGAAGGCGGCGGCGAGGCUGCUCGGGCUGGGCUGAUCUGA